This is a messenger RNA of Macaca mulatta (Rhesus monkey), 578 nucleotides long. It is a transcript of the gene CSN3, whose product is annotated as casein kappa. The record is from RefSeq and is a predicted model, not a curated record. Gene Ontology annotation, biological process: lactation; protein stabilization. NCBI's taxonomy places the organism in Eukaryota, Metazoa, Chordata, Mammalia, Primates, Cercopithecidae. Gene Ontology annotation, cellular component: extracellular region.
AUGAAGAGUUUUCUUCUAGUUGUGAAUGUCCUGGCAUUAACCCUGCCUUUUUUGGCUGCAGAGGUUCAAAACCAGAAACAACCAGCAUGCCAUGAGAACGGUGAAAGACGGUUCUAUCAGAAAACAGCUCCAUAUGUCCCAAUGUAUUAUGUGCCAAAUAGCUAUCCUUAUUAUGGAACCAAUUUGUACCAACAUAGACCAGCUAUAGCAAUUAAUAAUCCAUAUGUGCCUCGCACAUAUUAUGCAAACCCAGCUGUAGUUAGGCCACAUGCCCAAAUUCCUCAGCGGCAAUACCUACCAAAUAGCCACUUACCCACUGUGGUACGUCGCCCAAACCUACAUCCAUCAUUUAUUGCCAUCCCCCCAAAGAAAAUUCAGGAUAAAAUAAUCAUCCCUACCAUCAAUACCAUCACUACUGUUGAACCUACACCAGCUCCUACCAUUGAACCAACAGUGGACAAUGUAGUCACUCCAGAAGAUUUUUCAGAGUCCAUCAUCACGAGCACCCCUGAGACAACCACAGUCUCAGUUACUACACCUACGGCAUGAAAACACCAAGGAAAUACCAAAGAAGACAA